UCCUGGGUGUUAUUGCCCCCUUCCCGGUGCGGGACGCGGCGGUGGCCAGCGCGGGUGCCAGGCCUGGGAUUUUCUGUGUCCUUUCCAGGGUCAGGGACGAGGCAGUGACUUGACUCCUGGGCGCUGAGCCCGGAAGGCAGCGCCGGAGGCCGCCGUCCCACCUGUCUGGUUCUCGUCACCCUUCGCUGUCUCCUGCUCCACCUGCGGCCGCCUGGACGGCUCCGGGUCUGACCGCUUGAGGUAGAGGUGGCAGUCGCGGCUGAAGGGGCUGAGGCAAGGCUGCGGCCCUCAGGGCGGCGGUAGCGCUGGGGGGGAGGAGGAGAAGGAGGAGGAGGAGAGAAGAUGGCGUCGGAGCUGGAGCCCGAGGUGCAGGCCAUCGACCGCAGUUUGCUGGAAUGUUCCGCCGAGGAGAUCGCGGGGAAAUGGCUGCAAGCCACCGACCUCACUAGAGAAGUGUACCCCCACUAUGUACCCCAAAUCUACUGCAGAGGUCCCAACCCUUUUCCACAGAAAGAAGACAUGCUGGCACAGCAUGUCUUGUUGGGACCGAUGGAAUGGUAUCUUUGUGGUGAAGAUCCUACAUUUGGAUUUCCAAAACUAGAACAAGCAAAUAAACCUUCUCAUCUUUGUGGUCGUGUUUUUAAAGUAGGAGAGCCUACGUACUCUUGCAGAGACUGUGCAGUUGAUCCAACUUGUGUUUUAUGCAUGGAGUGCUUUUUGGGAAGUAUUCACAGAGACCAUCGAUACAGGAUGACAACAUCAGGAGGUGGAGGCUUCUGUGACUGUGGUGAUACUGAAGCUUGGAAAGAGGGUCCUUACUGCCAAAAACAUGACCUUAACACCUCAGAAACUGAGGAAGAAGAGGAUCCUCUUGUGCAUUUGUCAGAAGAUGUGAUAGCAAGAACUUACAACAUUUUUGCUAUUAUGUUUCGCUAUGCAGUAGAGAUAUUAACCUGGGAAAAAGAAAAUGAGCUGCCAGCAGAGUUAGAGUUGGAAGAGCAGAGUGACACCUACUAUUGCAUGCUGUUUAAUGAUGAGGUUCACACCUAUGAGCAAGUUAUUUAUACUCUUCAGAAAGCUGUUAACUGUACACAGAAGGAAGCUAUUGGUUUUGCAACUACGGUAGAUCGAGAUGGCCGUAGGUCUGUUCGAUACGGAGAUUUCCAGUAUUGUGAGCAAGCAAAAUCAGUUAUUGUGAGAAAUACCAGUAGACAGACAAAACCACUCAAAGUGCAAGUCAUGCAUUCGUCUAUUGUCGCACAUCAAAAUUUUGGUUUGAAGCUUUUGUCUUGGCUGGGAAAUGUUAUUGGAUAUUCAGAUGGCCUGCGUCGAAUUUUAUGUCAAGUUGGAUUACAAGAAGGGCCAGAUGGUGAAAGCUCUUCUCUGGUGGAUAGAUUGAUGCUCAGUGAUUCCAAAUUGUGGAAAGGUGCUAGGAGUGUGUAUCAUCAGUUGUUCAUGAGCAGUCUGCUGAUGGAUUUGAAAUACAAGAAAUUAUUUGCGAUUCGAUUUGCAAAAAACUAUGAGCGUUUGCAGAGUGAUUAUGUGACAGAUGACCACGACAGAGAGUUUUCAGUCGCAGACCUCUCGGUUCAGAUAUUCACGGUUCCUUCACUUGCUCGAAUGCUCAUCACAGAAGAAAACUUGAUGUGACCACUAUCAUUAAGACUUUCAUGGAUCAUUUGAGACACCGAGAUUUCCAGGGCAGGUUUCAGUUUGAACAAUAUACUGCUCUACAAGCCUUCAAGUUCAG
Lepus europaeus (European hare) is the source of this 1750-nucleotide messenger RNA. RefSeq names its product E3 ubiquitin-protein ligase UBR2-like. Gene Ontology annotation, molecular function: ubiquitin protein ligase activity; zinc ion binding. Gene Ontology annotation, biological process: ubiquitin-dependent protein catabolic process via the N-end rule pathway. Gene Ontology annotation, cellular component: ubiquitin ligase complex; cytoplasm. The record is from RefSeq and is a predicted model, not a curated record. NCBI's taxonomy places the organism in Eukaryota, Metazoa, Chordata, Mammalia, Lagomorpha, Leporidae.